Molecule: messenger RNA, 4252 nt
Organism: Mastomys coucha (southern multimammate mouse)
Lineage: Eukaryota; Metazoa; Chordata; Mammalia; Rodentia; Muridae
Gene: Rfx5
Product: regulatory factor X5
Exons: 12
Coding region: 451-2385 (644 amino acids)
Biological process (GO): regulation of transcription by RNA polymerase II
Molecular function (GO): DNA-binding transcription factor activity, RNA polymerase II-specific; RNA polymerase II cis-regulatory region sequence-specific DNA binding
Source: RefSeq, a predicted model, not a curated record
GCCAACCUAGAGGUGCCACUGCCUAAAGAGGUCCUGUGCCUUGUUCUGAGUGGUCAGAAGGCUGCCUCGUGGUCUUGGUUGGGUACCCUAAAGCAGCAAAGGAUUAGCAAAGGAACUCCAGGAGUGUGGCCCUAGGAAGGAGAUGAAGUACACACAGGAAACGGAAACAUGAGCAGGCAAAGAUUCUGUUACCAGGCAGACUUUCACUGCCUUCGUCUUGGAGGCAGCAACGGCCAAUCACAGAGCAGGCCGUGCGUGUAUCCAGGCAGAUCGCGGCUGGCACAACCAUUCAGAAAAAGGAAAAAUAAAAGCAACGUACGAGCCCGCCGGCCGGGCACCGUGGGGCUGGGCAGGAGCUGAGGUAGCCACGGGGUAGUUUCUCUUUCUCUCUUACCUAUCUAAUGUCCGUGCUGGAAGGCGACGGUUCCGAGCUGUAGUCCUCAUGCUGGGAUGGCAGAAGAUAAACCUGAGGCUAAGAGCCCCAAGACCGGGGCAAGGCCCCAAGGUGGUGCUGAGGCUGGGGAACCUACCACCCUGCUCCAAAGGCUCCGAGGUACCAUUUCCAAGGCCGUGCAGAACAAAGUAGAGGGAAUUCUGCAAGAAGUACAGAAAUUCUCAGACAACGACAAGCUGUACCUCUACCUUCAGCUCCCGUCAGGGCCCAGCAUUGGCGAGAAGAGCUCAGAGCCAGGUAUACUCAGCAAUGAGGAGUAUAUGUAUGCCUAUAGGUGGAUCCGAAAUCACCUAGAAGAGCACAUGGACACCUGCCUGCCAAAGCAGAGUGUCUAUGAUGCCUAUCGAAAGUACUGCGAGAGCCUUGCCUGUUGCCGCCCACUCAGCACAGCCAACUUUGGUAAAAUCAUCAGAGAGAUCUUCCCUGACAUCAAAGCCCGAAGACUUGGUGGCCGGGGCCAGUCCAAAUAUUGCUACAGUGGCAUACGAAGGAAGACCUUGGUAUCUAUGCCACCAUUGCCUGGACUUGACUUGAAGGGAUCUGAAAGUCCAGAAAUGGGCCCAGAAGUAAGCCCAGCACCCCGGGAUGAACUGGUAGAAGCAGCCUGCGCCCUGACUUGUGACUGGGCAGAGCGGAUCCUGAAGCGAUCCUUCAGUUCCAUUGUUCAGGUCGCCCGCUACCUCCUGCAGCAACAUCUCAUCUCUGCCCGAUCGGCACAUGCUCAUGUGCUUAAGGCAGGGGGGCUUGCUGAAGAGGAUGAAAGAGCCCCUCGAGAACGGUCAACUUGUAAGUCCAAGAAUGGCGUAGAAAACCUGGAAGGGGGAGGCCCUAAGAAACCAGAGAGACCAGCCCAGCCUCCUAAAGAGCUAGAAGCCCGAGCUGGGACUGACCUUCCAGGGCGUGCAGAACGGAAGAAGAGUGUAAUUGACAGCUCAGUUCCAGCGGCCAGUAAGCCACAAGUUAAUGCCCUUGUGGCCCGACUGCCUGUGCUCCUUCCAAGAGCACCACGAUCACUUAUCACACCCAUUUCAGGCACUCUGAAAGUAGCUACGCUGCCUCUGCCCACUAGGGUUGGAGGACCCCAGACAGCUGUGCCCAUUAUUAACAUGAUCUUACCACCUGUUCCUACUUUGUCAGGUGCUGGGCCUGGGCCUGGCCUUGGGCCUAGGUUUGGGCCAGGGCCUGGGCUUGGGGCUGGGCCUAGGGCUGGGCCUGGACCAGGGCCUGGGCUUGGGGCUGGGCCUGGGCCUGGGCUUGGGGCUGGGCUAGGGCUUGGGCCUGGGCGAGUUCCACCUAGAGCACCCAUUCUGCCUCGAGGUACAGAGAACAGGGAGGUAGGUUUAAGUGGUGACCGAAGACCUCAUGACAAGGGUGUCAAAAGGACAGCUGAAGUGCCUCUGAGUGAGGCCAGUGGGCAGGACCCACCAGUUAAAGAAAUGAAGCACGAAACACAGGAUACAGUAAGUGAAGCGAAAAGGAAGCGGGGACGCCCUCGAAAGAAGCCAGGAGGGAGUGGGGAAAGAAACGCUACUCCAGAGAAGUCUGCAGCUGCUGUGAACUCUCCCCGAUCCCCAAGGUCACUCUGGGAGACAUGGGGCUCAAAAAGAGAAAACAACUUAGUUGGGAGAUCAGAAGGACCAGGGCCAGUGGGUGAAGCUGAACGGGCAACAGUGCUUGUUCAAAGUCAGCAGGAUGGCGCUGUUUCCAGAGGAGAAAGGGGCUUGUGUGCCCAGGAUGCCAGAGAAGCAGAAGAUAAAAUUCCUCCUGUCACCUCAAAAGUGAGUGUUAUCAAGGGCAGAAUUCAAAAGGAGGCUCUUCAGUUGGUAAAGGGAGAGCCUGAUGCAACACAGGGCAACAAAGGGUUAAAGGGCCGUGUACUUCAAAGUUCCCUAACCCAUGAGCAUAAAGACCCCAAAGCAACACCCCCAUGAUAGACAGACAGGUUCAUGUGAGCUCUGCCUGCUUGCCUGGCAGAGGCUCUUCACUGCGCCCGCCCACCUCUCACAUCCAGCUAGUCUUUCCCCCAGGGAACCCAUUGGCCUGGCUUGCAUUGUGCCUCGUGGCUGCUUCAGGCCUUUUUAGCUCAGUACUGUGGCUUUAAUACAAACAGUAAAUCUGUAAUAACUUCCCACCUAUAUCCCUGAGAGAUAGGGUAAGUAUGAAUGUAGGUUAGGGAUAGUCUGGCUUCUAAUCAUAGGGAACUUAACUUAAACUCAUUAAAGAUAAAAGCAAUUUAUCAGCUGAUGAAGUUGCAGAAUCAAGAGGCAGUCCUGGCUCCAGGUGAGACGUGAUCUGAUUGUACACUGUGUUCUUCUGCUUCACAUAAUGUAAGAUUAUCCUUAGUUUGAACCACUUCACAGGUGCCAACACUCCCAGGCUUCUGUUUGACCAUUAUCUCUAAGCAGAAAAAAAGGGUGUCAUUGUGCCAGGAAUCCUAGCAAAAGCCCAAAGAUUUGCCAUGAUUAACCAGCCUAGAUCAGGUCCACCCUUGGCCAGCUAGUGUGGCCAGGAAGAUGUUUAUGCAAAUGUGUCUACACGUCACGGGCCACCUUUGGGCAAGGGUACAGUCAGCCUCCCACAGUGUGGAGACGUGGGUGGAGGAUGGAAGAGUUGCUGGGAGCAGCUAAUGACCACUCAGUGUGUCCCCUCGAGCUUGCGUCUCCCUCGGUGCAGCUGGAACUUUUAUCUCAUUGUAGCCUGGGAAGGACAGCUUUCCCACCUGUCUCCCAAAACAAACUCCUUUUAGGGUCUGAAUCUUAUUUUCUCCGCAGCCGUGUUUCCUACCUCCCAAUCUAGUGCCACCUUCUCAGAGGACGUGAACGCCCGCCCCUAGUCAUUUCAUUCCAUUCAUUCUGCAUCCAUCAGAUGUCGUGCUCUUGUGGUACUUGUGUCAGGACCUAGCCAGGACUGUGGGGUUAGGCUGGAUUAACUGAUGCUGCAAGUCAGGGAGCACCAGCAGGAAGGAUGCACACACACCAGAUGUAUCCUCGGGAACAGCAGGAAACCAGCCCAUGUUAAUCAAGGAUCUACUCUGUCCUCCCCACAGGAUAGCUUCUUGUCAGGGAAUCUUGGUUUUAUUCCCAAGAAAUAGGUUUUCUUUCAGGGAGAUAUCACCCAUUUGUUCAUUUAUUUCCAUGAGAGAAGAUUUUUUAAAAAAAUUAUAAUAUUUGAUAUCUAUAAAGAAAUAUGUACUAUAAAUUAUGAAAUGCAAUGAAUUCCUAUGACCUACCAUUCAAUUUAUACAUUAAAAAUAUUAGGUUUUUGCCCCUUUGCCCAGCCUCUUCCUAGAGGUAACCAUUGUCUUUAAUUUUAUGCUCAUUAAUCACUUGUUUAUAUAUAUUGACCAUGUGUGUAUAUAUUCUUUAAGAAUGUAUUAUUUUGUAUUGCUUGUAUUUUUAGCUUUACAAAAAUGUUGUGCUAUGUUCCUUGAGGUUUGCUGUUUUGCACUUAACCAUUAUUUCUGAGCCCCUCUGUUGUGACUGCUGUGACUUGUCAUUCUCAUCUGUAUAAUACUUCACUAAGCAGCUUACUUAGCCACUCACCUAUUGAAUAACAUUUGGGCUGUUUGCAGGUUUUUGUUAUUAUACACAAUGCUGCUAUGAACAUUCUUGUAUAUGAGUGCCUUUGUUUUUAGUAAGAUUUCUAAAGAGGUUUCUAAGAUGGUCCUAGAUGGUCCUUUUGGUCCGUGUACCCUCUGAGUUGGGGACUGUUGCCUCUUGUCUUACUUUAUGGAAGAGUUUACAUCAUAUAGAAAUGAACUGUUCUUGAAUGUUUGAUAAAAACUCACCUUUAAAGCCA